AUGACGACAAUUAGUCAAUGGCCAACUGCCGAUCCAGGCCCAUACGCUCGACAGACCAUCAAAUUUCGAGCAAAAGCUGACGAGGUCGCACGCGACGCUACCAGUGGACAUUGUAUUAGAGAGGGACAAUCUGUCCGGUCUCGACUCUCUGAGCUUUGGAUUGCACAUGCAGUACUUCCGGAUCCAAAUGUUGCUGCAUUCACUUCCCAACUCAAAGUACAGAAAGCGCAAUUGCGCAAACAAGGACGGAGCGAUACUCGGCCACCUGUUCUGAAGGGCUGGACGCAUGAAGCCUCACGUCGACUUGUCCACGAUAAUGCCGUGGAAAUUGCGCGUCUGGGUAUCACUUAUAUUAGGACAUUCGCCGUCCAAAACACCGCCACCGUUAUGCUGGACAAUUCAUACGUGGCCGCAGCAACCUUAGUUGCCGAAGCUCUCAGAUCAGACCGUGCGGCCGUGGACCCAACCGAUGCUGAGUGGUUGCGACUGCUGGACGAAAUCCUGAAAUCUCUACAGGUCUAUUUCUCCAUCGCCAUUCGCAUGAGGAGUAACCCUGGCUCGGCUGAUUAG
Messenger RNA from Cladophialophora immunda, 570 nucleotides. RefSeq lists its product as uncharacterized. NCBI's taxonomy places the organism in Eukaryota, Fungi, Ascomycota, Eurotiomycetes, Chaetothyriales, Herpotrichiellaceae. The transcript has a single exon. The record is from RefSeq and is a predicted model, not a curated record. Bases 1 to 570 code for a protein of 189 amino acids.